CUUUUUUUUUUUUUUUUUUUUUUUCCGGCAGCACUUUUAUUCUUCCUUACACAAUGAUGUGCUGCUGGGGCCUAAUGUUCUCACAUAACAGUAGAAAACCAAAAUUUGUUGUCAUCUAUUUAAAGAAUUGAGAGCUGCGUACAAAAAAAAAACCUUACAUAAAUUAAAAGGAUGAAUACAUUUACAGGUGUAAAUGCAAACCGCUUCCAACUCAAGGCAAGUAACAGCCCACGGUGUUCUGGCAGGAAAACAGCUAAGAAAGGAAACCGGGUCCUAUGGCUUGGACUUUCCAACGCUGACAGACAGGCAAUUGCCAGCUUCUAGAGCAAUCCCAGAACACUCGGCCCUGACACAUGAAUACCCUGCAAAGAUAGGAGACUGCUGGCCACGCAGACGCACCAAGCCAGACUUGUCUGCCCACAAGCACGUUUUUACCUCAGCCACGAAGUGACCAAGCCACAUGUACUAAAGGUUGAAAUCAAAGAUAUGUACAGGGUAUUAAACAAAUAACAAGGAGAACAGUUAAACCGACUACCUCAUGAAGAUCCUCACCGAGUGCAGCUACAGCUUCACCACCGCGGCCGAGCAGGAGAUUGUAUGCAACAUCAAGGAUAAGCUGUGCUACAUCGCCCUGGACUUCGAGCAGGAGAUGGCCACAGCCGCAUCCUCCUCCUCUCUGGAGAAGAGCUAUGAGCUGCCCGACAGCCAGGUCAUCACCAUUGGUAACGAGUGGUUCCAGUGUCCGGAGGCACUGUUCCAGCCUUCCUUUCUCGGCAUGGAAUCUUGUGGCAUCCAUGAGACCACCUUCAACUCCAUCAUGAAGUGUGACGUGGACAUCUGUAAGGACCUGUACACCAACACUGUGCUGUCUGGUGGCAGCACCAUGUACCCAGGCAUCACUGACAGGAUGCAGAAGGAGAUCACUGCCCUGGCACCCAACAGUAUGAAGAUCAAGAUCAUUGUACCCCCAGAGCAUAAGUACUUCGUGUGGAUUGACGGCUCCAUCCUUGCCUCACUGUCCACCUUCCAGCAGAUGUGGAUUAGCAAGCAGGAGUACAAUGAGUCCGGCCCCUCCAUCGUCCACCGCAAAUGCUUCUAAACGGACUGCGAGCAGAUGCGUAGCAUUUGCUGCAUGGGUUAAUUCGGAAGUAUAAAUUUGCCCCUGGCAAAUGCAUACACCUCAUGCUAGCCUCAUGAAACUGGAAUGAGCCUUCGAAAAGAAAUUGUCCUUGAAGCUUGUUUCUGAUAUCAGCACUGGAUUGUAGAACUUGUUGCUGAUUUUGACCUUGUAUUCAA
Molecule: messenger RNA, 1296 nt
Organism: Sapajus apella (tufted capuchin)
Lineage: Eukaryota; Metazoa; Chordata; Mammalia; Primates; Cebidae
Product: actin, muscle
Exons: 1
Coding region: 539-1099 (186 amino acids)
Source: RefSeq, a predicted model, not a curated record